Meleagris gallopavo (turkey) is the source of this 2273-nucleotide messenger RNA. The record is from RefSeq and is a predicted model, not a curated record. NCBI's taxonomy places the organism in Eukaryota, Metazoa, Chordata, Aves, Galliformes, Phasianidae.
CUGCUUCUGGGAGGAAGGGAGGCUUCCCUGUCGCUGACUGUGUGGUGCCUGCAUUCUCAGCCAUCACGAAUGUUUUCUUUUUGCAGAUGACACGAUUGGUGCUGCCCGGCAUGCUGGAAAGAUCAAAAGGGGUAAUCUUGAACAUCUCAUCAGCUGCUGGGAUGUAUCCAACUCCACUGCUCACUCUUUAUUCUGCAACCAAGGCUUUUGUGGAUUACUUCUCUCGAGGCCUCCAUGCAGAAUACAAGAGCAAGGGCAUCAUUGUGCAGAGUGUUCUCCCGUAUUACGUGGCAACAAAACUGUCCAAAAUCCGCAAGCCAACCUUCAGUAAGCCCAGUCCUGAAACAUUCGUGCGAGCUGCCAUAGGCACGGUAGGCCUGCAGUCCCAGACCAACGGGUGCCUGCCCCAUGCCAUCAUGGCCUGGAUCUUCUCUAUUCUACCUACACCUGCUGCCAAGAGUUUAGUCAUGAAAACAAACAAACAAAUACGGGCUCGUUUUUUGAAGAAGCUGAAGGAGAAGUAAAUAGUAGGCAGCUAGAUCUCGGAAGCCUGGAACUCCUGCAGGUUCCAUGCCUGCACCUCAGCACCGUGUAGACCUAAUGUUUUAAACAUCUGCAGUUGUAAGUGUGCUUUCUAAUAAGCAAAACGGUAUUGUUUAGAGAAUACAGACAAAUUCUUGACUUCUAAUACUGAUUUCAAAAUAGGCUUUAUUUGUUUAUAGGUUUAUUGAGUUGGGAAGCGUUCUGGACUAAAAUUACGCUGUGCUUUAAGAAAUACUUAAACGGAUUUGAUCAGACGCUGCACUGCUGAAGAACAGCUUGGUUAUAUAGCAUCCAUCAUAUCUGUGUCUUAUGACUGUGGGUGACGGGCAGAACAAUAGUAGUUCUCUGACAUAUUCAGAGGUAGGGAUGUGUGGGAAGGGAGUAUAUUUCUUUGAAAAGGAGACCUGGUUCUAUUCAGAGUGUAACUUUUCCCAGUUUGGGUUUAGGAUACUUGCAAGAAUUCAGCAUUGUCAUCCCGCUAGCGAGUGCUCCCCUGCCACAUGGCCCAGUCAAAGGAACUGGGAUGCCAUGGGCAGGGAGGAACAGACUGGGGCUAUGUCAAAGUCAUCUCUCUGUAAAACAAGAGUACCUCCACUUCACACUUCUGUGUUUGCACAGUCUGUGUAACUUAGAAAGGAUCACCACUUGGGAAAGAUGAUUACAAAAUGGUCCUUAACCUGAUGUUUUCAGAAGUCCGCUCAUGGAUUGGUACUGUCUUGAAAUGGAUUCUUGCACCAAAACCUGAGCGGUCACUGAUGUGAACUACAAGGGCUCAGUGUGACUUUUGAUUAUGAAUUUGAGGGAAAUGGGCCAAAAAAAACCCCAACAAACCCAAAUGAGUGUGAUUGCUCAUCUAUAAAGAUAUAUGUAAAAUAACAUUUCAAUAAGUAUUUAAAUUCUUGCUUCUUGAAUAUGAAGUCUACUCUUCAGUUGUAUGUAGCUUUGAUUUGCAAUGUUUUUGAAAGUUCAGUGCCUGCUGUCUGUAAUAGGGAUGAUAGCACGCUGUGGCUAAAUGUCCUGUGUUACUUGCUGGUUGCUCUGUAAGAGACUACUGGCACUUUAAAUGCAGAGCUCGAAAUGAGUUACUUUCCUUUAGCACUGAUGGGUACAUUCUUUCUGCAGUAUAUCAGUCCAUCUUUUGGUGACGCCAUUCAGUAUGUGAUUCCUGACUUAUUUGCAAAUGAGAACCAGUAAACUUCUUUAAACGUGGAAUUUUUCUGUUUUCAAUGUAAUUGAUUUGUUCUGUAGAAGUUAUCCAACUCUGAGAUGAGUCAGAGUACAUGAAAGGUCUGCACUGCUGUUGUCUGUUACCUGAUCUCUAAAGAUGUGGUCGUUAACAUUCCUUUCUGUAAGUGUGAAAUGCAUCAGAACUUCCAAGCCAAAUUAAAGGGCAAGUGGUACCAGUUUUUUCCGUGGUGAGUGGCUGCAGGUUGAUUUUGGUCCCUGAGGAACAGUUCCAAGCUCUGGUUUUGAAGUGUUGCACUGAGACGCGAUUUGGGGCUGACAUUCCUAUACAGUGAAAAAGACCCGAAUACCGAUGCAAUGGUGCUGAUCAGAUCUGAGCUGAAGAUCCUGUCCCAUAGUUCUCUUCGUUACUACUUUUUUGAAGCAGCGAUGGAGAGGCUGAUGGUACCAGUUCUGUAAGCCUGGAGGUGGCGUGGAAGCAUUGGACUAACCGAUCUGUGUGGGUUUUCACUUGGUCAAACAAAUAAAAUGGCACUCACUCUGAA